Molecule: messenger RNA, 969 nt
Organism: Pogonomyrmex barbatus (red harvester ant)
Lineage: Eukaryota; Metazoa; Arthropoda; Insecta; Hymenoptera; Formicidae
Product: zinc finger Y-chromosomal protein-like
Biological process (GO): regulation of transcription by RNA polymerase II
Cellular component (GO): nucleoplasm; nucleus
Molecular function (GO): RNA polymerase II cis-regulatory region sequence-specific DNA binding; zinc ion binding; DNA-binding transcription repressor activity, RNA polymerase II-specific
Source: RefSeq, a predicted model, not a curated record
AUGGAGGGAAUCAAGAAUGAGGGCAUUCGUGGUUCCCACGCAUUCUUUCUCGAGACGUCGUCGAGUAUCGCCGAGAUAAUCAACACGGACAGCAGUAAGGAGAACAGGGGAGUGGUGCGACGCGUUCAUUACGCCUGCGACGUUUGCUCGUUCCCGUGCCGGACGAAGGGAAGUUUAAAGAAACACAUGCAGCUGCACAAGAACACGUGUAAGCUCUGCAACGAGCUGUUCGUCUCGACGGAAAAGCUGGAGCUUCACAUGGUCGUGAAUCACGGCGAGCCUAAGUACACCUGCAAGCUGUGCUACUCCGUCCUCUGGAACAAGCCGGACAUGAAGAAGCACUUCCUCAUCAAUCACCUGGAUCCCUUCUGCAACACGUGCAACACCUGCAACAAGGUGUUCCAGUCGAAGUACGCGAUAGAGAGGCACAUGUACAGCCAGCACACGAAACUCUCCGUGGCGUGCACGAUCUGCAGACGCGUCUACAACAGCUUCCACGCGCUGAAGGCGCACACCAAGCUGAUUCAUCUCAAGUCCGGCUACCAGUGCGAGAUCUGCAAGCGGCGUCUCCUCUCCGCGGACUCGCUCGAGGCGCACCUACGACGGCACGAGGGCCCGCGGAACAUGGACACCUACAUCUGCACGACGUGCGGGGAGACCUUCCUCACGAAGAACAACCUGAACAAACACGUGACCAUCCACGGGGAUAUCAAUCCCUACGUCUGCCCGGUCUGUCAGAAGGCCUUCGAGAAACGGGCGAAUCAGGUGCAGCACAUCCUUACGCAUAUGAGCAACGUUUACGAGUGCGACAUAUGCGGAUUGAGAUACUCGCGAAGGGCCGCCCUGAUCUGGCACAGGAAAAUGCAUCCCGGGCCGCUCGGGAAGCUGCCGGUUAUACCCGUGAUAGGCAUCGUGAGCGAGUUCGUUAAGAAUUACAUAAACAAAACUAAAAACUUACCAAACACAUAA